AUGCUGUGGGAAGCAGAAAUGCUUCAGAAGCAUCUGUACUGCUUUCUGUACCGCUUCAACCUGGGAACUUGGUAAAACUUCCUUUGUAGGCCAAAGCUAUUUUAGCAAUAACAUGGGCUAUAAAGCUAAACAUAACAAUAGUAUACAGUGGUACCUCGGGUUACAGACGCUUCAGGUUACAGACUCCGCUAACCCAGAAAUAGUACCUCAGGUUAAGAACAGUUUCAGGUCAAGCACGGACCUCCAGAACGAAUUAAGUUCUUAACCUGAGGUACCACUGUAUUGGCAGAUGAGUGCAGAGCUCAUCAGGAAUCCAUUGAUACUCAUAUAGAAUACAAUCUCCCAGCUUUGCAUAUCUCACUCUUCCUCGCCUUCAUGUGAAUUCUACCUUGAGCCUUAACAUUUAGUCAGGGGCUGCAUUCAACAUUGCAGUCCUGCUUUGAGACAUCAAACAGCUGUGCAGUUUCCAUUUAACCAACAUGGUGGCUUGUAUCUGAGGCAGGUGAAGAAACUACAGAUUGCAGGGAUGUAGCCUAGAGCCACUUCCAUCCAGCUCCAGGUAGAGUGAGCAGCAAGCUGUCUUCUCUUUCAUUCGAGGUCACUGAAGAAUGGUCAAUAAACAGCCCCAUCUCUCAUGAAAAAUGAAUUCUUAGAAUCCUCUCUAAGCCGGGAGAAUGAGCUCUUGUCUUUUUUUAGCAGCAGCCUUCCAUGGUUAAGCGUCUUUUGAAUGUACUGCCUUGUUUGUAUUAGGUGUCCAUGGAAAGUUGAGAUGUUCCAGAAGCAUCCAUUUUAUGCUAGGCUUCAAGCACGAGGACAAGAAUUUUGCAGGGUGAUUUUGAUGGUUAGAGAGAAAAGGGAACAUGGGGGCUUUCCCACCACAUAGAAGAACAAGCAGGCAGCAGCCACAGAUUUGGGUUCCAAAGAGAUGCUUUUGCAAAUUAAGGCUCCCUCACCCCUCCCUUCUUUUUUCUAGUGGGUUAAUGUUACCCAUUGGGCAGCAAAGAUUAGAGAAGAGAACUCAGCAACAGACCUUCGCCACAGCCAUUAAGGACCAGGCCCCCUUGGCUCAGCAAUACUGCAUUAUUGCCUAUAUCCAAAACUAUUACAUGGUAAGCAACAGCUGUUCAUCUGCUGUGAAUUCUGUGUUAUUUGAAGUGUCUUCUGUUCUAACUAUGUGAUUUCUAUGCAUCAGAGGAGCUCAGCUUCUGGAUCUUGAAGUAGAGCAAAGUUUUAUCUGGGAACCAGACAUUUAUUCUAGUGCACAAAUCAACUCCACCUGAAGUUGUCAGCUAAAAGCAAUAAGGUCUUUUAGAGUAAUAUGUCAAGGGGCAAAUGCUUUGGGUGCCAGAGAAGUCCUUGCACCAGUAGUUAGCCAUUCCUGUUUUAAACAAGCCACCUAAAGAGAACAAGAUGAAAAAUCCACAGAUAAAUGUAUGGAGCAAAGUAUUUGCCUAGUAUGUUUCUUUAGAUGACAUUGAACUAUUACGACUGCAGUCCUAAAAAUGUUAUGAGGGAUUUAAGUCGGUUUAGACCUGUUUACUAAAUGGGACUGGCACCCUUCAACAUUAGUGCUGGUGUCAUGUGCUUGGAAUUCCAAAACUGGCAUUAUGUGCUAUUACGUGAUGUUGCACUGCUAUGGCAAUGGGACAGCUCUUAGGAUCAUACCACAAGCCUGUUUAUAUCAUGAGAGUGAGGGUGGAAGGAACCUGGGUUUACCUCCAUCUCUGCCUUAAAUAAAUCACUCUCUCUCAGCCUCAGAUCCCUAUUUGUUAAAUUAAGAGGGCACUGGCCAAAUCAGUGCCCCCCAGUUGAUGUUACACAACAAUUCCCAUCAUCCCUGACAUUGGUCAUAUUGGCUGUGGAAGAUGGGAGUUGGAGUCCAACAAUAUCUGGAGGACCCCAUGUUGACUAUCCCUUGUUAUAAAGAAUAGCUGCGAGCUGUAUCAAUUCCAAGCAGUAGCAGAAGAAGAAAUGUAAGUCUAAAUACCUAAUCUAGUUAAACACUCUGGCUUUAAAUGAUAUUCUCCAUGCCCCACAACCUUUACAGAUCAGUCUAAAGUCUGUUUCUUGCAUUUCAAAAUUCCUGUAUAUACAGAAUUACCGCGGUGGGCAGGGUUUGCGAUCUGGUGUGGGCUUCCCAAGCCUGGGUGACACCCCAUCGCUGACUGGCCAUCACUCCGCCUCCUUUUUGGCUGGCCAAUCAGCGGCUGACUGGGAGGUGGGGUGAGGGCCAGGCUCCUGCCGGCCAUCUCCUCAGUUGGUAUUCAUUGUCUCUGAUUGUCUAUGCAAUUCAGCAAACAAAACUAUUGAUGUUAAUGGUUUUAUUUAUAUCUAAUUCUGUGCUUGAAUGUAUAAUGGUGUACACAUGCAACAAUUGCACAUUCUGAUCUACAUGUAGGUUCCCCAUUCAUUCCUAUGUGACACUGCCUUCAGUGUAGGAACGGAAUACCUUGUGAAACUGCUUGAAAGGUGUGCCACAGAAUAGUAGCAACAAGACAAAAGUUGUCUACAUAAUCCUACAUAACACAACCCAAAUGGUUUGAGCAAGUUCAUUCAUCUAUGGAUCAGGGUACUCGCUAUUAUCUUAGAAGUGAUCGAAACUUUGCUGAAUAAUUUACUUUUAAUCAAGCAGUUCUAAAUUUAGCGUUUUUUUAAAUCCUUCACAGUCUCCUAAAUCAUUGAAUACCUUACAAAACUCUAUUAGAACUAUUACUGUGUUUUAAUUAAUCACAUUUCAAGUAUCUAUUACAGCCUUACUGAAAAGGGAAAAAUAGAUCUAAGGAGCCUCUAACUGUAAAAUGUUGUGAAUGAUACUAGGCUCUUAUGCAUAAAAGUUAGUCUUAAAAAAAUAACAAUUACAUUAUACAGAGACAGAAAAUGAUAAUAUUUUAGUAGAUUUUAUCCUGUAUUAUGUGUUAAAUGGCACUAGAAUAGGCUGCAGUUGCUGCUCCAGGCCCAGGCAGCAUGCAGCCAACAGGGCCUCAAGAGAGGAGAUAAAUAAGACGCAGGAUAACAGGACCUGGGUUCAAAUAGGCCACAACUUUUGUUUAUUACAGAUGUAUGUAGAUUUUGGUGAAGGCAUUGGGUGUGUAUCCUGAAUCAGCCAGCCCACCUGAUAGCUGAUUGUUUCGGCUGGGUUGACACUGGGUUAUGAGUCACUCCAUGAUGUACAUCAAAUAGGGCAAUUCCUCCAGGACUGCCAUUUUGGGAGGGUGCUAUGGCCUGUUGACCCCCGUCUGGACACCUGGACAAACCCCCCCCCUCCUAGACGCUUUCAGCAGAGUACCAAUUUCCUGUUGUGGAGGGGGACGAGUCCUAAGCCCCUGCCCAGGCUGAGAAUCCAACCUAAUGUUUUAUCUGCCAACAAUAAAUUGUGACAGUUGCUAUGACACAGGCAAAACUUCAAGACAAGCUCAAUCCAACUCUGACUGAGCUGGUUGGCUCAGGCGUGGCCCAAUUAUAUAGAAAGCUGGUGGACCUGACUGAAGGUUCCAGGCCAAAGUCUCCAGCCAUGUCCACCACUAUGGCCAUACCCCUUUGUCUGCUCAUGAUUGGUUGAUUCAACUGAGCAGGCUCCCAGCAGCCCAUACAACCAUAGGAGGCACUGAUGUUCUCAAACAGUUGCGUGGGACAGAACAGUGGCCCCUAGCUCGUUGCGGUCACACUGGGCUAUAAACCACCGCUCCCUAGCAUUAGAUGGUAAGUGGCCAUUUUUCAUUAUAUGGUAAAGAAGGUUCUAAAGUUCUGAUUAUUUAAUUAAAAAAUAAAUUUCACAGGAUAUCUCAAUAAAGAAGCACUUGGUAAACAGCCUGCAAUUUGCUCUUGAAAUGCCCCCCUCCCAAAGCAGGAUUCAACCUAUCUCCAAGCGUUCAGGUGAGGGCGAUAAAGUCGCUGGGAAGUGA
Podarcis lilfordi (Lilford's wall lizard) is the source of this 3902-nucleotide messenger RNA. The record is from the annotation of a GenBank genome assembly. NCBI's taxonomy places the organism in Eukaryota, Metazoa, Chordata, Lepidosauria, Squamata, Lacertidae.